This is a messenger RNA of Sphaerulina musiva SO2202, 1447 nucleotides long. Its product is annotated as glycosyltransferase family 31 protein. The record is from RefSeq and is a predicted model, not a curated record. The transcript has 2 exons. Lineage: Eukaryota; Fungi; Ascomycota; Dothideomycetes; Mycosphaerellales; Mycosphaerellaceae. Bases 101 to 1447 code for a protein of 448 amino acids.
AUGCAGUGUAUGAACAGCAUUCUUGACGACCCUCGCGCGACUCCUGUAACUGUAUUGAUUGCCAGUUGCGCGUGGCCCUGAUGCCCCCCGAAUCGUUGUCAUGGGCUACUUUCGCAGACCGCGGCGCAAAUAUCUCCUCGAACUGCUAGCGUUGACAAUAGUUCUUGGCUUGUUAUAUUUCUUCUUCCACGGACCUCAUCCAGAGUAUGAUCGGCCUGCUGCGCGAUCAAAGGAAGAAGCCGGAAAAGCGCUCCCAUGUUCGCAACUGCCUGGCGCAAACGACGUGGUUGUCGCUCUGAAAACCAGUACAGCCGAGUUAGAAGAAAGGCUGCCGACCCUGCUCGAGACAACUCUCCUAUGCUAUCCCACCUAUAUCAUCUUCUCGGACUGGAAGGAGACAUAUCGAGGGCAUCUCAUACUCGAUGUCCUCGAUUCCGUUGAUCAGAAGAUUAAGCACUCGCAUCCGGAUUUUGAACUGUGGCGAAGACUCCAGGCAGGAGGCCCGGAUGUUCUAGAGGAUGAAGAAUUGUGGAAUUCCGAAAACACAACGAGGCGGCUCGAUAAGUGGAAGUGGCUGCCUAUGAUUCAAAAGACGUACGCGGAGCACCCCGAUCGCAAGUGGUAUGUGUUUCUAGAAACAGACACGUAUAUCUUCUGGUCCAACCUCCUUAGCUGGCUGGACACUCUGGAUUCUGCGGAACCGCAUUAUAUCGGUGCAAGGAAGAAAACACAUAAUCUAUCAUACGCGUUGGCAAGUGCGGGCUUCGUGCUGUCACAUGCAGCAGUAAAGGCAGCGGUGGAGAUGUUCGACAAGAACAAAGUGAUCUGGGAAGGCCUCACGGAAGAAAGUCCCAGCGGAGACGAGAUUGUCGGAGGUCUAUUGGAAGCUGCUGCAGCUCCAUUAAAUCCUGCCUGGCCGAUUUUCCAAAGGCAUCGGCCUGCAGAGAUGGAUUACACCACACAUAGUGAUGGCAGAAGGCUGUGGUGCUAUCCUUCCAUAUCGCACCACGGGCUCGUACCAGCUGAAGUCGCCGAGUUGUGGAAGUUUGAGCAGCAAUGGCUCGCGGAUAAGCCCCAGACCAUCAUUCGCCACCGAGAUGUGUUCGAGUCCUACAUCAUGCCACGCCUUCUCGUCCGAUCUGGCCGAGUCGACGACUGGGAUAACUUCAGUGGCAAUUUCUCUGAAGGCGUCCCCGCCGAUUCAGUGGAUGUCUGUCGCGAAAUCUGUGUCGCCCGCUUGGAAUGCGUGCAAUUUGCCUUCUCGAAUGGCACGUGCGAAUUCUCUCCUAUACCGAGAAUGGGAGCGCAUCGCACUGGAGUCAGCUCGCGGUGGAUGCUGGCCAGAGCACAGGAGUUUGCCGAUAGUAUGGAAGCGUGUACGGGGGAAGAAUUGUGGUUAUCACGCGACGCAAGUGCUGAGAAUACGGACAGCGUAGCCAGCGUAUGA